Messenger RNA from Pyricularia oryzae 70-15, 1553 nucleotides. RefSeq lists its product as uncharacterized. The transcript has a single exon. The record is from RefSeq and is a predicted model, not a curated record. The coding region runs from base 244 to 1278 and encodes 344 amino acids. NCBI's taxonomy places the organism in Eukaryota, Fungi, Ascomycota, Sordariomycetes, Magnaporthales, Pyriculariaceae.
CUCACUUCUGCUUCUUUGUCUUCGUCCACCAAUCCAUUCUCGGCCUAUACCUUCUUUUUUGCAAUCACUUAAGCAUCUUCCAUUCUUUUCAGUUCUGCGAACUAACCAUUUUUUCGACGCUCUCUAAGCUCAUCUUUUAUCAAUUUCGAUUCGAAAUCACCGCUAGGCCGGUCUAUUGUGGGAAUACUACUAUCUGACAAAAGUACCAUCUUUUUACUCUUUUCCACCACCAAAUCAUCCAAAAUGUCUUCCACCAAGGCUUUCAUUGUUGCGGCUCUCGUCGCCUACGUUGAGGCUCGCUUCAACCAGGAGCAGAUCCCUGUUUCUGCCAUCCAGGCUCUCGGCAGCUUUGGCAACCCCGGCCAGGCCGCCACCCUCGCGGGCUCCGUUCCCGGCGUCCUCUUGGCUGCCGCCAAGGCCUGCGACAAGGUUGAGCUUGCGGACAAGAUUGUCAACGAGCUCGGCACCGACCCGUCCGUCAUCGCGGCCGCCAAGGGCCUCCUCGCUGCCGAGAUGAACUUCAACCCCUUCGCCGUCAAGACCAACAAGAUCUGCGACGACGCCUCGCUCCCUGCCACUGCAGAGCUCCGUGGCGUCAUCCCCAAGGUCGACCCUUCCACCGACCCUACCGGUAUCCAGAACGCCAACGCUGAGAAGUCGAUCACUACCCCCUUCUCCGCCAAUGGUCUGAGCAUUGCUGCCAUCACCCAGGCCCAGGGCUUCACCAACUUCACCAAGGGUGACACCGGCGUCCUGGCUUCGGGCGGUGCCGGUGGUGCCUCAGGUGGUGGUGCCGCUUCCGGUGGUGCCUCAGGUGGUGGUGCCGCUUCUGGUGGUGCUGCCGCCGGUGGCAAUGGUGCCAAGGGCAACCAGAACAGCUGCAACGGCCAGCAGCAGCAGGGCAACAACAACUCCACCGGCAAUGCCAACAACAACAACAACAACAACGGCGGCGGCGCCAACAACGGUGGUGGUGCCGCCAGUGGUGCCGCCGACUUUGGCAAGUGCAAGCCUACCAUUGACCUCAAGGGUGGACGUGCCAACCGCCCUGCCACCGAGCUGACCUUCCUGCCCACCGACCCCCUCGUCGCCCAGGGUCAGCAGGAGGCUCUUAACCCCAACAUCAUCACCAACCGUGUCUGCGACCAGCUGACCAACGUCUGCAAUGCCAACGCUGCUGCCAAGGCCCUCUGCCAGGAGGCCAAGGCCAAGGUCCAGGCUGCCGGUACCAAGGAUCAGUCUACCGCUGAUCUCUUCAACAGCCUUCUCGGCUUCUAAAGAGUCUUUGGAGAACUGUGUGUGAUGGGAGGUGAACCUUGUUAUUUGAGUUGAGUCUGCAGGGGAGGAUGUAGCAGACGUCUCUUUUUUUUGGGUGGUUUAUAUUAUUCUCUUCAUGUGGAUGAGAAUGGUGCUGUACUUUUAGUAUUAUUCUCUCUUACCCCUUUUUUUUAACGAUGCUUAUUUGAUUCAAAAAAAAACCCUCUCUCUAGAUGCACCUGGACACAUGGUGCUAUUCUAAAACCAGUACACAUAAACUGUGCGCUAACUUCGUA